Molecule: messenger RNA, 3350 nt
Organism: Osmia lignaria (orchard mason bee)
Lineage: Eukaryota; Metazoa; Arthropoda; Insecta; Hymenoptera; Megachilidae
Product: HEAT repeat-containing protein 6
Source: RefSeq, a predicted model, not a curated record
AGUUGACAGGUCUAUCUCAUACUUUGUCUGUGGUAUUACUAAAAAUGGUAAUCGACUGUAACUCAUGAAUAAAAAAUAGAAUUCUGUAGUGGACCAAUAUUGGUACAAUGUUUCUUAUUAAAAUUCCUUGUAAUGAUGUUUGAGAAAAUUUAAGCAUAAAAAAUGGCUUUGGUACAAGCUGAUUACCCAAAUAAUACAACGAAAUUUGAUUUGAUAGUAGAAAAAUUGGUUGCACUUACUAAAAAGAAAAACAAUGAAACGAAGUUGAUUAACAAUUAUAUUUGCAAUCUUAAUGAACUCGAUUAUCGAUAUAUUACUGUCUCAAACGAAAAUGCAGUGCAGUUACUAAUUAAACAAUUAUGUGGCAUUAUAAUACCUACAGAAACAGCUUUGGUGCAAAAUCUUUGUAAACUUUUGACUACUUUCAUUCAGAAUAAUAUUAAGCUCCAAGAAGAAACAUUUGCACAUUUUAAACAAUGGAUUUUGGAAGCUUUAAAGUCUGCUUCCUCAAUUGCACAUAACAAUAUUUUUUUAGCCUUGAAGAGUAUUUUAAUAAAUAACCAAUUUAAUAAUAUUAAUCAUGAUUUGCAGUUAUUACUUGAUGAAAACCAACUGUUGAUAAAAUAUUUAAAUCAGUGUAGUACAGAAUGGACUGAAACUCACUGUAAUGCAAUUGGAUGUUUAGAAGGAAUUUUAGUAAAUAUAAAUAAUAGUACUUCAAUAGCAAAAGAAUUUGUGUAUAUCAUCAAGAAUGUGAUAUUAAAUAUUGUUUCAUCUUCUGUAUGUAUAAAAGAUAAUAAACUCAUUCACAUAAAAAUUUUAUGUUCCUGCUUACAUAUUUUACACAUUAUAACAAUCAAUAGAUUGAUACCACAUUCCACUGAAUUCAUGGGUGAAAUUUUGGGAGUGGUACAAGCAUUUCUAUUUUAUGGUAUUAAAGACUACUCUCCUAUGAGGCCACAACUUCUUCGUCCAGCGGUAAUGAAUCUUCCAGAACGAAUCCAUGUUAUUCCUAGAUGUAAAAACUUGAAAAACCACAAAGCAAAAUUAAAGAAACAACCUGCUAAAAAAGCUACAGAGAUAAAUAAUAGUAUUGUGUCAGAAUGCAAGGGAGUCAGUAUAUAUUCUAGUGAUUCAGAUACCUCAGACACAGAAAGUAAUAAUUCUGUCCUAAUGGAUUCCAAAGUAAGACUGGAAACUGUUCAUUUGUUACAAGCUCUUAUUGAAACUUCACAAAGUCGUGAAAUGUUUGGAUUUUGGCCACAAAUUGUUGCCACUGGUUCACGAAACGAUGCCAGGGUAUUAACUAGAUGUAUUCUAAAAGAAUUUGUAUCAAAAGUGAAGCAACGCAUGUUAAGCACACUAACAGAACUGCUGAUAGAUGCCAAACCAUUUUUAAUGCACGCCGAAGAUGUUCAUCAUACAUCUUUUAUUACCUUUUUUGGUACAGUGUGUCUAAUGAUCAAAGAAUUACAUUUCACAUUAUCCUUAAUUUUAAGUAGCGAAUCAAAUGUAGCAAUUUUAACCCAUACUUUAAAGUGUGCCACUGCUCUAAUUCAGGCCACACCAUAUGCACGUUUGAAAACUGGGCUUGCUACAAAAUUAAUGAGAAAUUGCAGGCCAUAUAUAUUUCACAAAGAUCCAACAGUUCGAGUUGCGGCAUUAUCAGCAUUUGAAGCUAUUGCUUCUUGUGAUCCAGUUACUCCAGAGAUAUUUGAAAUACUUGCAAAGCAAUCAACUGUAAAUUUAGAGUCAGAUCAGUUGCAUUUUAAUGUUUCAUUUAAUGAUAGUACAGAGGAACAAGAAGAAGAAAUAGAUGCUGAAGAUCUAAAAAAUGAUACAGUGGUUAAAUAUAAUAACAAAUUAUUGGAAGAUACUAAUAUAUGUUUCUUAGUUCAUGUUUGUUUAGAGAAUAUAUCAAAUAAGACAUUGAGUACACCUGUUCGGCUUCAGUCUCUAAAAUUAAUUGGAAGAAUGGUAUUCACUAUAGGAAGUCUUGUACUUUCACAUACAGAAUUAGUCACAACAACUUUAAUUGCAGCUGUACAGGAUUCUGAAGUACAAGUGAUAUUACAUGCUUGUCGAGCUCUGGAGAUUAUGGCCGGUUGCUUCAUGAAUUCUGACUUUGAAGACAAUGCUUUAUUAUUUUGGAAUAUUAUAUUUGAUCCUAUGAUACAGCUUUUCCAACAUCAAGAAACAAUAAUAAGAGAAGCUGCGUGUGAUUGCUUAGGUAGCAUUAGUUCUACCGCGUUCACUCAAUUACCUCGGCAAAGAGCAGUUUUAAUUAUCACAGUAAUUUUUGGUGCAGUGCACGAUAAAGAAAGUGCUGUAAGAGCUGCUGCAUUACGAGCAUUAGGAAUGUUAGUAACUUUACCUGCAUUGAAAGAGGAAACUGGAUUUUUAAUGGAUUUAGCUAACAUAGUUUGUUUAACGGCUGAUGAUAAAAAUCUUGGUGUUCGUAUUAAAGGAGCCUGGGCAUUAGCUAAUUUGUGUAAUUGCCUUUCUGAAGAAAAAAGUAAUGAAGAAGUAGUUGAACCCAUUCCUUUGGAAAUUGUAUUACCCAAAAUUUAUCAAGUCAGUAUUAAGGGAUCUAAGGACAGUGAUAAGGUAAAAUGUAAUGCUGUUAGAGCCCUUGGAAGUAUUCUGAACUUAUGUCCUGACAAACACAUACUAAAUGAUACAUCAUCAGGAUUAGAAGCUCUUAUAAACUGUGCUAUUUUGGGAAAUGAUAUGAAAGUUCGUUGGAAUGCUUGUCGAGCUUUAGGACUGGUUUUAAGCAACAAUCCAGAUAAUAUAUUACCAUCUUCUUGGCGAGACCAAGUAUUUCCUGUGUUAUGCAACUUAAUAUGUGAUAGCCCGAAUUUCAAAGUUCGAACUAACGCAGCAUGGGCACUAUAUUCUUGUAAUUCUUACGGUAAAUAUACCGUAACUUUGUGGAAGAAUAUUACUUUAGCAUUCGAAAAUUCUCAACAUGUACCAAGUUAUAUUGAGUACCCCCAUCGCGACGCUCUCAUACAACAACUGUGCCUUACGCUUAGUCACGUAGCUGCUUGUACCGAAGUGCAAGACUUACUAAAUCUUUGGACCGAGAUAGGCGAAUAUGUACACGAUAUUUCUAAUUACAUGAAACAAUUUCAGGAAACUAUUGUACCUGAAAAAGUAGGGGAUUUAAUAAAAGCGCAAUCUCAAUUAGAAAAAUAUGUAAAAAGUGCUCCAACAACAAAGGAGCAAAAAAUUGCCCAAACAUUAGCAAGUAUUUUUGAAAAAACUAAACGAUAUGAUAAUUUAGAUGUUACUAUUUCAACAUAGCAGUGCAAUGUCUGCUAAAAUAAAACAAAUUGUAUAUUGAU